Molecule: messenger RNA, 942 nt
Organism: Spizellomyces punctatus DAOM BR117
Lineage: Eukaryota; Fungi; Chytridiomycota; Chytridiomycetes; Spizellomycetales; Spizellomycetaceae
Exons: 1
Coding region: 169-564 (131 amino acids)
Biological process (GO): mitochondrial respiratory chain complex IV assembly
Cellular component (GO): mitochondrial inner membrane
Source: RefSeq, a predicted model, not a curated record
GCGUUCCGGCUUGGAAUUGGAAGUGUUAUUGCUCAUCGUUUAGGUAACCAGGACAGAUGAACCGACGCUGACAUUUGUCGGCGCUGUGCCACUCGGUCGUUGCCAUAUCAACUAAUUGGUCCAUGGCCAAUCUUCUUUCCUGAAUAGUUUCCAAUAGUUCCGCCAACCAUGUCCGCUCGCCGUCGCUUUCUCUCGCCACGUUCGCCAUACCCCUACCUUGGACUCGCUGCCGUCGGUCUCGGAUGGUGGGCGCAAACGGUCUACGGCGGCAUUAACUCACAAAAAGCCCACUCGGGCAUAUUCAAGGCGGUUAUGUUUCACCUUCGGCACGACGAAGCAGCUCAAUCCCUUCUCGGAGAUAAUAUCCACCAUGACCCAAAAAAGCAUCCAAGCGUCAAGGGCAACGUAAACAUGCUAAAAGGAAAGGCGGACAUAGAGUUUUUGGUGGAGGGGAGUAAGGGGACAGGAGUGGUGCGGUUUCGCGGAGUGCGCGGGGAGGAUGAUUGGACAAGUCAACUAUUUACCUUGAAAUCACCAGAAGGCAAAACCGUGGAAUACCCAUAAAUAUCACCGAGGAAACCUCACAGCCGUAGCUCUUGGUGGUAUCAUUCUUACCCGAUCUAAGGUGGAAGGCCAGAAUAAGUUCAUAUAAUACCGGGGAUGGAGGGGCAGGGCGUGCCAGAUCCUUGGCAAGUCCCUUUACUGUUCCGAGAAAGGUGCAGAAUAUGGGAUAUUGAAAUACGACAUUUCCAGAGCAACAAUCAACAUGGUUUCCGGCUUUCUCUUGCGAUAUGUCAGAAACAGAUAGCGUCGCAAGUGGAGUUUUCAGGUCGGGCAAUUUCAUAGAUUUAUAGAUAGCGGAAAAUGUGACUAGGAAUCUUGUUGAGGCCUGAAACUCGGUGCAUAGCAAUAUACGUUUUAUUCAUUUGUAGAGAAGAAGAA